Molecule: messenger RNA, 1020 nt
Organism: Plasmodium falciparum 3D7
Lineage: Eukaryota; Apicomplexa; Aconoidasida; Haemosporida; Plasmodiidae
Product: rifin
Exons: 2
Coding region: 1-1020 (339 amino acids)
Source: RefSeq, a predicted model, not a curated record
AUGAAAGUGCACUACACUAAAAUAUUAUUAUUUUCUCUUCCAUUAAAUAUAUUGGUAACAUCAUCAUCAAAUGCUCAUAGUAAAAAUAAAACAUACAUUACAUUACGUCAUACACCACCUAUUAAAUCACGAGUAUUAAGCGAAUGUGACCUAUAUAUACCCAAAUAUGAUAAUGAUGCGGAGAUGAAAUCAGUGAAGGGAACUUUCGAUCGACAAGCGUCGCAACGUUUUGAAGAAUACGAAGAACGUAUUAAAGAUAAACGCCAAAAACGUAAAGAAGAACGUGAUAAAGACAUACAAAAAAUUAUUUUAAAAGAUAAAGUCGAAAAAUCAUUAGCAGAAAAAGUGGAAAAAGGUUGUCUUAAAUGUGGGUGUGGGUUAGCAGGUGUUGCAACAAGUGUUAGCAUAAUUGGUCCAAUUGCUGUAAAUGAGUGGACAAAAGCUGCUUUGCUAUCGGCUAAGAGCUCUGCCAUAGCUGAGGGUAAUAUUAAGGGUAUUGAAGCAGGUGUGAAUGCUGGUAUUAAAGCAGUCAUUGAUGGAUUAAAAUCAAAAUUUUCUCUAGACAUAGUAGCUGGGAAAGCACUAGAAGAUCUUGUUACUAAAACAACAUAUUUAAAUAAGAAUCUCCUCUCAGAACCUUUUCAUAUUCAAUAUCAAAGUAUGUGUGUGGGACCUACUGCUGAUAUAGAUAAACCUCUUUGCGCUUUCAAUAUCAAGAAUGAUACAACUUGGGCUCUUAAGGCUAUAGAUGGAAAUGUAGAAAAAAUUAUCUCAGAAGCUAUUAAAACUACUGACACUGUUACUUCCAACGUUACUGCUUCCGAAAUACCAUCCAUUGAAGCAUUGGAAAAAGCCGCGAUCGAAAUUACAUGUUCUAAUUUCCACACUGCUAUUAUUGUUUCCGUCGUUGCAAUAUUGGUAAUAGUUUUGGUUAUGGUAAUUAUUUAUUUAAUUUUACGUUAUCGAAGAAAAAAAAAAAUGAAUAAAAAACAACAAUACACAAAAUUAUUAAAUCAAUAA